Molecule: messenger RNA, 979 nt
Organism: Neoarius graeffei (lesser salmon catfish)
Lineage: Eukaryota; Metazoa; Chordata; Actinopteri; Siluriformes; Ariidae
Gene: c8hxorf65
Product: chromosome 8 CXorf65 homolog
Exons: 6
Coding region: 1-429 (142 amino acids)
Source: RefSeq, a predicted model, not a curated record
AUGUUGAUUUACAUAAAACAUGGAGAGAACAAGCAGUUCUUGGUCAACAGCCAUUGCUCCAUCAUUUGCUUGCUGCAGUACUUGAGAUCCAUACUAGGACUACCUGCGUCAGAGUUAGAUCUGUGUGAUGAAACAGGAGUGCUGCUCUUCAUGUCCAGACACCUCCAGGAUCAUGCGAGUCAAAUAUUAACCUCUCGCAAAACAUAUAUCGUAUGCACCAUCAACCGUGGCUCUGAUGGACAAUAUGUCUCCAUCACCCCACACGUGGCAAAUCCCGACUCAGAUCUACAGGAAGCGCUGCAGAAUCAGUUAGUCAGUCUUGAGCAGACUCGUCGUAAAACCCUGUAUGCUUCGAAGGACCGUAUCAAGUCAGUCCAGACUCCGGCUCAGAAACAGCCUGUCAGACGUCAAAAGCCAGCGAGCAAAUGAGCUUUCGACUCAAUACACAGAGGCAAGAUGGAACAGAUCCUACUGGCGUACGGCUUACCAAAUGAAACAGUGAAUGCUAUUAUGAUGCUCUACAAAGAUACAUUGGACCUGCCUGAUCCAUCCUGGUGCCCUGUGUCUGGUUGGAGUCUCAUCACACUGCUCCUGUGGAGGACGGCCCCAUAUGGACAGUUGAAAGUCACACUUGGAAGACGCUCUGGACACUUACAGUAAUGCUCUUAUGGCUGAGGACUACAGUUGACUUGCUAACUUUAGGACUGCAGUUAUCAUGAACAGUUUUGCACUCAAGUUUCCAUUAAUGAAGAGUUAUAACGUCAACGAAACUGACUUCAUGUUAAAACUGUUAAUGUUAUAGUCAUGUUGUCUGUUGUCGCCCAAGUGGGGAUGGGUUCCCUUUUGAGUCUGGUUCCUCUCAAGGUUUCUUCCUCAUGUCGUCUGAGGGAGUUUUUCCUUGCCACCAUCGCCACGGGUUUGAUCAUUGGGGAUAGAUUGGGGAUGAAAUUGGCUUAUGUUUGGGGUCAUUCAAAUUCUG